CUUUUCUUUUCGCUCGCGCUCCCGACUGGGCUGAAUGGCCAGCGAAGUCUCCAGACCAUAGCCGGCCCCAUCGCUGCAUUCAAGGAUUAAGCAUCGCAACGCACAGUAGAGCUUCUAUACCGUUUUGCGCAAACGAUUAUGGCGAUAUGUACUGAGUGCGGUGGUACAACCAUCGACAGCGACGCUGCUGCUGGGAAUAGCUUCUGCACGCAGUGCGGGACGGUCGUGGAGGAGAGUCAGAUUGUGAACGAGGUCGUGUUUGGCGAGACGUCGACGGGGGCGGCCAUGGUUCAGGGCUCCUUUGUUGCUCAGGGUGCCACUCGAGCCCGCUUAGGAGGACCCUAUGGGAACCGGGGGAACGUCGAGUCGCGAGAGCAGACACUUGCCAAUGCGGAGCGUAAUAUCGCCCAAAUAGCAAUCGCACUCCAUCUAUCCGAAGUCGUCCGCUUCGCUGCCUUGCGUCUCUACACUCUCGCCGUCGAGCACAAGUUCACGAAAGGCCGCAAGAGCAUGAACGUCGCCGCUGUAUGUCUUUAUGUCGCAUGCCGGCAGAAGGAAACACGACAAUACAUGCUCAUUGACUUCUCUGACAUCCUUGAGGUCAAUGUCUUCGAGCUCGGCCACAUCUACCUUCAACUCGUACAGACCCUCUGUCUCCGCUUACCCCUCGUCGACCCAUCGCACUACAUCUCCCGCUUCGCUGCCCUUCUCGAGUUCGGCGACGAGACCCAGCGUGUCGCCAACGACGCUGUUCGACUGGUCCAGCGCUUCGACCGCGACUGGAUGACUCGCGGACGCCGGCCCGCUGGCAUUUGCGGCGCCGCCCUCCUUCUCGCUGCCCGCAUGAACAACUUUCGCCGCUCCGUUGAGGAGAUCGUCCAGGUCGUCAAGAUCGCAGACGUCACGCUCAAGAAACGCCUUGAGGAGUUCAAGAACACGCCCAGCGGCGCGCUUACACUCGCCGACUUCCGCAAUGUCUGGCUCGAUGAGGAGGUCGACCCUCCAGCUUACACCAAGGGCCGUCAAAAGGAGGAAGCAGCUCGUCUCGCUGCGCAGAUGGCGGAGGAAGAUGCGGAGGGCGAGGUUGAUGCGGAAGCGCAGGGUAAGGACAAGGAAAAGGAGGAGCAGGCGAAAGAGAAGGGGAAGCGUAAAGGGAAACGCAAACGAGAGGCGGACGAUGUGGAUGGCGAGGGUGAACAGGCUGAACAGUCUGCCUUUGACCCCAAUCUCCUUCACGAGGGCAUCUUUGCGAUUAGUCCUGCCGACGAGCCUGCGUCAGAUCCAAUCGAUCCUCUGCUCGCCGCCAAGGACGUGCCCGUCACUGCGUCAACGUCAACAAAUCCUGUUGAAGAGGCUGCUACCACCGCAAUAGCGGAGGAAGUAUCGAGCUUUCUGCACAGCGACAAGGGCGAGAGACUGAACGAAGCCCUCGAGGCCAAUGAGGAGGAGCGGCGUGCCAACAUGACCGUCUGCGACGAGCUCCUCGACCUUGAUGAGGAGGAGCUCGACCGGUUCAUCCUCGGCGAGGAAGAGGUGAAAAUCAAAGAACGAGUUUGGGUGGAGCUCAAUCGCGAUUACUUGGAGGCUCUCGCAGCCAAAGCCAACGAGACCGAGAAGCCGACCAAAACUCGCAAGAAACGCAAGGGCAACAAGCCGCGCGACGCGUCCAACGCGACCGGGGCCACCGCCGCGGAGGCGGCGCGCCACCUCGUCAAGAAGACGGCGAAGUUCAGCAAGCGCAUUAACUAUGAGGCGUUCGACAGUCUCUUCUUGCCGUACGAGGAGAGCAAGCCGCUGGACGAGAAGGACGAUGGGGAGCUGUACCAGUUUGACGACAAGAUCGACGAUCAGGCCCAGGUGGUCGUCAUUCCCGACGAGCCCGGUGGGAAGCUGCCGGCACCUCCACGGCCACAGGAAGAGGUAGGGGAAGCUGACGCGGAUGGCGAGUUUGAAGAUCUCAGUGACAAGGAGGACGCGCAGGACGCUGGCUGGGAGGAGGGGUACCAGCAGGAAGUGUAAUUGUGCAUUCUCCGCUUCGUUCAAUGCGUGUACUAGCGCCUGUAUAGUUUGUAUGUUUGUACGUAGUCUCUUAUCGUUAUGCCUACUAUGUUGUACUGUUCUGUCGGAUGUAGAGAGCAUAUAGUUUCCAAAGCUUACCCACUGACCGUCGCUCUAUAAAUAUGGCCUCUCAUGACGGUGU
Messenger RNA from Schizophyllum commune H4-8, 2200 nucleotides. RefSeq names its product cyclin-like protein. Bases 139 to 2019 code for a protein of 626 amino acids. Gene Ontology annotation, molecular function: RNA polymerase III type 3 promoter sequence-specific DNA binding; TBP-class protein binding; RNA polymerase III general transcription initiation factor activity. The transcript is spliced from 7 exons. NCBI's taxonomy places the organism in Eukaryota, Fungi, Basidiomycota, Agaricomycetes, Agaricales, Schizophyllaceae. Gene Ontology annotation, biological process: DNA-templated transcription initiation; transcription by RNA polymerase III; transcription preinitiation complex assembly. Gene Ontology annotation, cellular component: transcription factor TFIIIB complex; transcription preinitiation complex; nucleus. The record is from RefSeq and is a predicted model, not a curated record.